Closterium sp. NIES-67 is the source of this 3620-nucleotide messenger RNA. The record is from the annotation of a GenBank genome assembly. Lineage: Eukaryota; Viridiplantae; Streptophyta; Zygnematophyceae; Desmidiales; Closteriaceae.
UUCACAGUUUCGGCACUGCCCUCCGCGCUACUCGGCAGUUCCAUUCAUAACACAUGGCGCUGUGUCGCCAACUCGUUGCUGCUCCGCAUCCCGCGCUUCCCACGCGCCACGUGGCUUUAGAGCCUUUGAUAACUUCCUCGAACCGCGUUCCUUUGUUGCUGCCGUCGCUCCCUACAGCACUAACGGGUCGGUUUGUGACGAGUACUGGUGAGCGGCGCUGCGUCAGGCGUAGAGCAUUCAGUGUUAUAGCGAAGACGUCUAAAGCGAAGAAGAACUCAGCGACGCGGACUAAGCAGCCACGUAGGACCCAAGAACGCGUUUCUCGUACGAGUGGCGAAUCAUGGGAAGCCACGUCAGCCGCGCCCGAGCCGGAUUUCUCGUGGGCUAGUGGCACUACGGUAGCUGCCUUGGGUCGGCACGAUGAUGACGUGGACGGGGAAAAGCCUGGCGUGGCAGCAAGCAGCAGAAGAUCAAGGGUUUUACCCGUUGACAAGAAGCAAGAGCUUGCAGUUACCGCUUCUGUCGCCGGGGCAGCCGCCGUGACAGCCGCCGCGUCAGCCGCCGUUGUUGAAGCUGCAGCAAUCGUUAGCGAGGAGGAUCGCGCAGGGUUAAGCGCAGGUAAGCCCGCUGCUGACGUGGCGAGGGGGACUGAAGAGCAGGAGCGGAAGGGGGAGGAAGAAGAGGAAGAGGAGGAGGAGGAGGAGGAGGAGGAGGAGGAGGAGGAGGAGGAGGAGGAGGAGGAGGAGGAGGAGGAGGAGGAGGAGGAGGAGGAGGAGGAGGAGGAGGAGGAGGAGGAGGAGGAGGAGGAGGAGGAGGAGGAGGAGGAGGAGGAGGAGGAGGAGGAGGAGGAGGAGGAGGAGGAGGAGGAGGAGGAGGAGGAGGAGGAGGAGGAGGAGGAGGAGGAGGAGGAGGAGGAGGAGGAGGAGGAAGAGUGGGAUGAGGAUUGGGAGGAAGAUGAAGGGGAGGGGGAGGACGAAGAUGUGAGGGUAGAGUUAUGGGAGGGUGAUUUACCCCCAAUGUCAGAGGAGGAAGAGCGGGAGCUGCUUCUAGAGGCGGAGCGGGAGAUCGCGCAGCUGGAGGCGGAGAGAUCAGCGGGAGACGCGCCCGCGGGACGCAUGGUGGACGGCGAUUGGCUGCAGGGGGAAGGGGAGAUCGGCGCGGAGGCGGAUAAGGGGAGGGGCGCGGGGGAGGGGGGGGGGGGAGGAGUGGCGGAGAUGGAGGGGGAGAUAGCGGCGCUGAGGCGGCAGUUGGCGGAGAUGGAGAGGGAGCUGACGGAAGCCAAGGCGCGAGAGAGGGCGCAGGAAGGGGAGGGGGGAGGGCUCAGGGGACAGGAAAACCCUGAACCCUCGGGGUUUGCGCCGGAACCCUCGGGACUCGUAGGCGAGAAGCAGACGGUAACAGCGGACGUGAGAGGAGAGCGCAAGUCUGAAGAACGAGCGGGCGAGGAGGAGCGGGAGGAGGCGGAAGAAGAGGAAGAGGAGGAUGAAGACGAUUUGUCUCAUUUGAGGAGGAAAGAGCAGAGGCGACUGCGGGAGGAGAUGCGGUGGCUGGAAGGGAAGGGCGAGGAGGGAUGGGACGGCGACGAAGCACCGCCGUCAGCAGCAUCAGACGCGGAGAAGAGGGGCAUUCCGGCGAUAAUGCGGUGCUUCGACACUGCGCGCGUGUUCAUCAAAGCGGGAGAUGGGGGGGACGGCAUCGUCGCCUUCCGCCGCGAGAAGUAUGUCCCGGACGGCGGGCCCUCGGGCGGCAACGGCGGGCGGGGCGGCAACGUAAUCAUGACUGCCGACCCGGCGCUGAACUCCCUCCUGCCGUUCCGCCGCUCCGUGCACUUUCGAGCCACGCGGGGGGCGCAUGGGAAGGGGAGUAAUAGGCACGGAGAGGCGGGUAGAGACGUGGAGAUUAAAGUGCCCCCUGGGACGAUUGUUAGGGAGGUGGUGGGGAGGGGUCCGAGCGAGGUGGUGCUGGCGGGGGGGCGGGGCGGACGGGGGAACGCAGCGUUCAAGACUGGCAGGACCAACGCGCCGCAGAUCGCAGAGAAGGGGGAGGAGGGGCCCGAGAUGUGGGUGCAGCUAGAAUUAAGGGUGGUGGCGGACGUGGGCAUAGUAGGAGCACCCAACGCUGGCAAGUCAACGCUGCUCGCCGCUAUCUCCGCAGCCCGGCCCAAGGUGGCCAACUACCCCUUCACCACACUAGUCCCCAACCUUGGGGUAGUGUCGGUGCCGGGCGGCUUCGACAGCAUGGUGUGCGCUGACGUGCCGGGGUUGCUGGAAGGGGCACAUGUGGGAAGAGGGCUGGGGCACCAGUUUCUGAGGCACACCGACCGCUGCCGAGUGCUGAUCCACGUGGUUGACGGCAGCAGCCCUCAGCCGUACCUUGAGCUGCAAGCAGUCACCAGGGAGCUCGCCCUCUUCUCGCCCUCCCUGGCCGCCAAGCCGCGCGUGAUCGUCUUCAACAAGAUGGACCUGCCAGACGCCAGGCAACAGUGGGCAAGCUUCCAGGAGGCAGUGCGCGAGCUGGGGAUCGGAGGGGACGGGGAGGAGGACGGCGUGUGGUGGGGGGGAGGGGAGGAGGGGGAGAGCGGGGGGGAGGGGGAGGGCGGGAAAGGGCCGGUGGUGCUGAGUAUGAGCGCAGUCACGGGGCAGGGGACGCAGGAGGUGGUGCGGGCGGCUUAUGCUCUGCUGAAGCGGGUGCAGGGGGAGCGGGACGGAUGGGGGGAGGAGGAGGAGGAAGCCCCUAACGCCACUCGCCAGCGCCUGGGCUUAGCAGCGGAGGUGCAGCGCGCGCGGCGGGCGGCAGUAAACGAGUUCCGGGUGGCAUGCGACAGCCACACUCGCAUGUUUGAAGUGACGGGGGAAGGCAUAGAGCGAUUUGUGCAGAUGACCAACUGGGAGUACUUUGAGGCGGUGCGGCGGUUUGCCCACGUGUUGGAGGCGAGUGGCAUCAAUGAGGCUCUCAGGGCGAGGGGAGUGCGGGAGGGCGACACUGUGGUCAUCGGGCAGCUGGAGUUCACGUGGCGCGACUCAGAUGACAUCCUAGAGGCGCUGGAGUUCACGUGGCGCGACUCAGAUGACAUCCUAGAGGCGGUGGGGGGCGACUGGAAGCGAGGCAUCAGGGGCUCCAAGCUGUGGCCGCACUAGGGGGUGGAUGGAGGGUUGAAAGCGAAGGCCCAGGCUUGAGAGGAGCGGCAAGACUGAGAAUUGAAGUGUCAACGCCUCAAGAGGCCCUCAAGCUGCCAGGGCGCACCUCACCUCAGCCGUGCUCCAGCGAUGAUGUAUCUUGAGUCGAAUCAAAGCGCACCUCACCUCCGCCAUGCUCCAGCGAUGAUCAUACCAAGCUGCCCAGUCAGCCCCCCAGAUCUUAGGGCCUGUGCCCAAUGCCCAGUGUUUCCGCUGGUGCUGCUGCUGGAAGUCUUUUUUUGAGUCGACUCAAAAAUCGUCUGCUGCUGGAAGGCUCCCUCCUCAGCUGAUGCCUCUCUCUGCUCUGCUCUGCAUCCAACGAAUAUCCGUGUGAAAUUGCUUAAUCUUAGUCCUCACUGUUAGAAUGAGAACUGAAUGAUUGAGUAGAGAGAGAGUACAGGUGAAUAUACCUAAGUGUUGUACCCUCUAAGAGGUGGCCCUAUA